Penaeus indicus is the source of this 372-nucleotide messenger RNA. Its product is annotated as crustacean hyperglycemic hormones-like. The record is from RefSeq and is a predicted model, not a curated record. Gene Ontology annotation, biological process: circadian rhythm. NCBI's taxonomy places the organism in Eukaryota, Metazoa, Arthropoda, Malacostraca, Decapoda, Penaeidae. Gene Ontology annotation, cellular component: extracellular region. The transcript is spliced from 2 exons. The coding region runs from base 1 to 372 and encodes 123 amino acids. Gene Ontology annotation, molecular function: neuropeptide hormone activity.
AUGGUUGCCAUUGGACCGAUGUGGGCAGCUAUCCUGGUGUCUUUGCUGGUAGCAAUCCCUGCCUCUGUCACCACCUUCGGAGACGGAAGAGAGAUUCCAGCGGUCCUCCGUUCUUCCCCACAAGCCUCUCCUGUGACUUCCCUCGCAGGAGGCCACACCUUAGACAAACACAGCAUAUCCUUCAGCUCUUGCACGGGCGUCUACGACCGCGAACUCCUUGUAAGGCUCGACCGCGUGUGCGAAGACUGCUACAACGUGUACCGCGACCUCGGAUUGGCAGCCGAAUGCAGGAGUAACUGUCUCCACAACGAGGUGUUCCGGCCUCGCCAAAAGAACCAGUACCGGGCCGCCCAGCAAAGGCUCGGCAAGUAG